Octodon degus (degu) is the source of this 2545-nucleotide messenger RNA. RefSeq names its product paralemmin (gene Palm). The record is from RefSeq and is a predicted model, not a curated record. Lineage: Eukaryota; Metazoa; Chordata; Mammalia; Rodentia; Octodontidae. Gene Ontology annotation, biological process: regulation of cell shape; positive regulation of filopodium assembly; negative regulation of adenylate cyclase activity. The coding region runs from base 63 to 1238 and encodes 391 amino acids. Gene Ontology annotation, cellular component: membrane. The transcript is spliced from 9 exons.
GCCGCGCAGCCCCGGCCGCCAGGCCCUAGCCGCCGGCGCCGUGACCCACGGACCUCGGAGACAUGGAGGUCCUGACGGCAGACACUGCAGCCCAGCAGGAGAGGCUCCAGGCCAUUGCGGAGCGGCGGAAGAGGCAGGCAGAGAUUGAAAAUAAGAGGCGACAGCUGGAGGACGACAGGCGGCAGCUGCAGCACCUGAAGUCCAAGGCACUGCGGGAACGCUGGCUGCUAGAGGGGACACCAUCGUCAGCCUCAGAGGGGGACGAGGACAUGCGGAGGCAGAUGCAGGAGGAUGAGCAGAGGGCCCGGCUCCUGGAGGAGUCCAUCUCCAGGCUGGAGAAGGAGAUUGAUGCCCUGGAGAAUGGAGAGGUGAAGGAGAACGCGGCCACCCCCAGCCCAGCCCGGGGCCUGGCCUCCACCCCAUCCCCCAGCGCCACCCGGGAGGAGCCCAAGGCCGAGAUGGUGCUGAAUUCACAGCCGACCGCGGUGGGCACGCCCAAAGCAGAACAGAGAGUCUCCAAUACCCCAGUGCGCACGGUCGACGGCUCCGGCAUGAUGAAGGCAGCCAUGUAUUCGGUCGAGAUCACGGUGGAGAAGGACAAGGUGACCGGGGAGACCAGGGUGCUGUCCAGCACCACGCUGCUCCCCCGGGAGCCACACCCACAGGGCAUCAAGGUCUACGAGGACGAGACCAAAGUGGUCCAUGCUGUGGAUGGCACCAUUGAGAAUGGGAUUCACCCACUCAGCUCCUCCGAGGUGGACGAACUCAUCCACAAAGCUGAUGAGGUCACCCUGAGCGAGGCGGGGUCCACAGCUGGGGCAGCAGCAGAGACCCGGGGGUCAGCAGCAGCGGUAGAGGACACCGUCCGGACAACACCGCUGCGGCGGGAGAUCACCGGGGUCCAGGCCCAGCCUGGUGAGGCCACCUCGGGCCCGGCUGGCGUCCAGCCCGGCCGGGAGCCCCCAGUCACCAUGAUCUUCAUGGGCUACCAGAAUGUGGAGGAUGAGGCUGAGACCAAGAAGGUGCUGGGGCUGCAAGACACCAUCACAGCCGAGCUGGUGGUCAUCGAGGACGCGGCCGAGCCCAAGGAGGCCGCGCCACCCAACGGCAGUGCCCCGGAGGCGCCCAGCGCCCCAGGCUCCAAGGAAGAGGACCAGGCCGGGCCCGAGGCCACCACCAGCGACCCCCAGGACCUCGAUCUGAAAAAGCAACGCUGUAAAUGCUGCUCAAUCAUGUGAGCCGGCCCGGCCCCCCAGACCCUGGCCCCUGCCCUGCGUGACACAGACCCAGCAGCCCGGCCCCUCCCAGCGCCCGCCGCCCACCGCCUUGUGGCCCGAGCCAUGCGCGUCCGCACCUGGCCCCUGAAUUUUCUUCCCACUGAAGAGGGUCAGGCUCCUGCCCGUCACCACACACCCCACACACCCCACCUCUGAGCCGUGCACUUUGCACCCAGUGGGAGGGAGACAGGCCGUCCGCUUUUUUGGAAUGAGGGCCCCUGCACCCCAAAACUUGUGGCAGCUUCACAGAUGCGGCCACCAUGGUCUGGCUGGAGUGGCCCAUGGCCUCCCUGCCAUCCCAGGCCAAGCCUGUGCCUUUCUGCCACCUUCGAUGGACUCUCUCCAAGGGGACCUGGAGUCCAAGGGUGCCUGGCGAAGGCGCUGGCCUCAAGGGCUUGGGCGCUGGGGAUGAGGCCAUGCUUCUUUAGGGGACGAGGUUGAGCCACUCCGGACAACCCCAGUGGCUGUGUCCCCCAUUAGGGGCUGAGCAGGUGCAUGGAGCUGGGGAAGCCCUAGAGCCGUGUCCCCACACAGAAGGUAUCAGUAGCCCCAGGCUAUCCCCUAGCCAGGGCCAUGGGCUGGGGUCUUAAGCUGCUUGUCCCAAGCUCUUGUCCUCACUGGGCCCCUCUUCCUCCUGGUGCUAAUUUGGGGACCUCAGGGGCCACCUCUGGCCUCUCCUCCAGCCUGGGCCCCAGAUCCUCCCAGAAAUCGGGCCCUACCAGCCAGCUCUGCCAAGCUGGGAUUAUUUCUGGGCAGGGAGGUCCCCUGGGUUGGUGCGUGAGACCCCCAUUUGCCACCUGGAGUGACAUUGCGGGCCCCUCUCGCUGGAGGUGGCCUGGAGGGCCCAGCCUGGGGACAGCCAUGUGGUCCCCAGCUGCACAUUCUGCACAGGCCACAAUCCCUCAUCUCAAGGGUUGGCUUUGGGCUCUGGAGCCUGUUGGCCUGGUCCCUAAGGGCCCGGGGCUAAGGCCAGCUUGUGGCCAGGUCACCACCUCCAGCCACCACGGGGCAGGCUCAGUGGCCACCCCAGGACCAGAGCUGGGCCACUGUUGAGGGUCUGCUCCUCCGGUGGCUGGAAGGAGGGGCCCUAUCUGGGGGUGACCCGGGCAGUGGCUGUGGGACCCCACCACUUCCUCCCUCGAGUCUGCCCGAGUCCCCAAGCUGUGAGCCCUUGCUGAAGUGCCCUUGCUGCCCCUCUGCUUUCAAUGUGUGACGAGGCCCUGAUGUUCUUGAUUUUCCCAGAGAAGCAAAUAAAAGUGUGAAGAGCC